Molecule: messenger RNA, 1730 nt
Organism: Syngnathoides biaculeatus (alligator pipefish)
Lineage: Eukaryota; Metazoa; Chordata; Actinopteri; Syngnathiformes; Syngnathidae
Gene: bpifcl
Product: BPI fold containing family C, like
Exons: 16
Coding region: 153-1574 (473 amino acids)
Molecular function (GO): lipid binding
Source: RefSeq, a predicted model, not a curated record
GCUUCAUCUGGGGUAUUCACCAUGUCAAGUCCACUUCCUGAUUGAGUUAGUGAAUUUAAGGCACGUGCUGUCCGUCCACUUCCAGUCUUCUUGGAGGAAGUUGACACACCAGCACAAACAGUGUGGCUUUGUCAACAGCUGUUUCAGCUAUCAUGACCCCGUGGUGUUGGCUGGUGUUGGUUGCCUUCAGUCAUGUGACCUCGAGCACAAAUCCUGGUGUAAAAGUCAAGCUGACAGAUAAUGGCAUAGAAUAUGGCAGGCAACUUGGGAUGGCUUCAAUCCAGAAGAAACUUAACAGCAUAAGAAUCCCAAACAUGUCUGGAUCACAGAGAGUGUCUGUCAUUGGCAAGGUCAAGUACAGCUUGACAAAUAUGCAAACAGUGGCUGUUGGAUUACCUUCCUCUGCUGUGGAUCUUGUACCUGGUACCGGCGUCAGAGUGUCCAUUAGUAACGGAUACAUCAGUAUGAAGGGAAAUUGGAGGGUCAAGUAUCGCAGAUUACUGAGGGACAGUGGUUCGUUUGAUUUGAGUGUGAAAGAACUAUCCGUCAGCACUGACAUUGCCGUCGGAAGUGAUCAGACAGGCAGACCUCAGGUCAGUAAUGUCAACUGUGCGGCUACUGUUGGCAGUGUGAGCAUCAAAUUCCACGGUGGAGCCAGCUGGCUGUACAAUCUUUUCAGAAAUUUCAUCAGUAAGGCACUGCGCAAUACGCUUCAGAAAAAGAUCUGUCCCCUGGUAUCUGACGCUGUGUCUGAUUUGAACCCUCGUUUGAAAACACUCAAUGUCUUAGCUCAAGUGGACAAGUACGCAGAGAUUGAAUAUUCAAUGGUCACUCCACCUGCAAUCUCAAAGUCAUCCAUAGGUUUGAGUUUGAAGGGGGAAUUCUACAACAUCGGGAAGCAUCGGGAAACUCCGUUCCCUGCUGCAUUUUUUUCUCUGCCACCUCAGAACAACAAAAUGUUGUACCUUGGUCUGUCUGCCUUCACCGCUAACUCUGGCGCUUUUGUUUACAACGCUGCCGGAGCCCUGAGCUUGUACAUUACUGAUGAUAUGAUCCCUCAAAUCUCUCCAAUCAGGCUCAACACCAGAACAUUUGGACUUUUCAUCCCCCAGAUUGCCAAAUCUUUCCCCGGUUUAUUGAUGAAACUCCUGGUAAAGACGGUGAAAAAUCCCAUCAUCACUUUGGAGCCCGACACCGCAACUAUUCAAGCCACCAGCACAGUGACAGGCUACGCAAUCCAGCCCAACGGCACACUAUCUCCACUAUUCAUACUUAACUCGACGACCAGUGUUAGUGCCCGAUUGUUCGUCAAUGGCAUGAGGCUAGCUGGAAGUGUGACUCUUAACAAAAUGGAUCUGACCCUGGAGACAAGUUAUGUGGGAGACUUUCGGGUCAGAUCUCUUGACAACAUCAUGAACAUGGUCCUGAAAGUGGUUGUUAUACCCAUACUGAAUGUUCAACUUGGGAAAGGCUAUCCUCUCCCCUCCCUUGGAAAGAUGAACCUCGUCAACACUGACCUUCAGAUCCUUAAGGACUACGUGCUGAUUGGGACAAAUGUUGAGUUUACAGCGUGAUGGAAGUAAAACCCAAACGAAGAAAUAACUGAGGGUCCUUCCACAGAGUUUUCUAUCUAAACUGUGCAGGAUAAUAUUUGCUUCUGACGUCUUAAUUGUCUUUACUGUAUUGCAUUUCAAUAGCAUGCUAAAUAAAUCAUAUAAAAAGUAACAAGA